AUGGGGAAUAAGCAGACCAUCUUCACCACAAGGCAGCUAGACGCCUACCAGGACUGUACAUAUUUUACAAGGAAAGAAAUUCUCAGACUGUUCCACCGCUAUCACGAUCUGGCGCCGCAACUCGUUCCCCUUGACUACACCGAGCAGCCAGAUGUGAAGCUACCAUAUGAGCUGAUUGGCAGCAUGCCCGAGCUGAAGGACAAUCCGUUCCGCCAGAGGAUCGCCGAGGUUUUCUCCGAGGACGGCCAAGGAAACAUGACGUUGGACGACUUCCUGGACAUGUUCUCGGUUCUGAGCGAGAUGGCGCCGCGGGAUCUCAAGGCCUACUAUGCUUUUAAGAUUUACGAUUUCAACAACGACGACUUUAUUUGUAAAUCGGACCUGGGGAAGACAUUGAACAAACUGACGCGAAACGAGUUGACGGAGGACGAGGUGCGCAUGGUCUGCGAGAAGGUGCUGGACGAAGCCGAUAUGGACAACGACGGCCGGCUAUCGCUGGAGGACUUUCAGCACAUGAUUGUACGGGCGCCAGACUUUCUCAGCACCUUCCACAUAAGAAUAUAAGGAAACUGAAUCACUGACAAAUGUGAAAAACGGAGUCCUCACAUCUCUGCGUGAGGAUGUUUUUGACGGAACAUUUGAAAAUUCACUUCCAUACGAAACAAUACUUGAUUCUACGUGAGUUUUGUGAUUUCAAUCUACAAGAGAUCCAGUUAGGCAUUACUAUGAAACAUAAGCCAAAAGGUUGUCCGGCGGAUUACGGUGGUCCCGUUGUUAUGAAAGUGGUCAAGGUCAAUUACGGCAACAAACGGCCUUGAGUGACUUUCCACUGCCUCUCAGCCAGAAAGUGGAAAAGACGAAGCAUUAAGUUUGCUUUGCUUGUUUGUUUUUUUAUUCAUCCCAAAAAGUAGACAUCUCUAAAAACUGCAGAUACACAUCUUCACACUGGAAGUAUAAAGUACAGUACAAUAAGUAUAUCUCUCAAUAGAAUAUUUGCAAUGUUAUGUUCUUCACAAUGUAUGAAAUGUACUUGAAAAUAGGACUGUAAAAAUUCACAAUGUCAGCUUUAAGAACAAAAACA
Syngnathus acus (greater pipefish) is the source of this 1081-nucleotide messenger RNA. RefSeq names its product calcium and integrin binding family member 3 (gene cib3). The transcript has 6 exons. The record is from RefSeq and is a predicted model, not a curated record. The coding region runs from base 1 to 564 and encodes 187 amino acids. Gene Ontology annotation, molecular function: calcium ion binding. Lineage: Eukaryota; Metazoa; Chordata; Actinopteri; Syngnathiformes; Syngnathidae.